Molecule: messenger RNA, 5369 nt
Organism: Elgaria multicarinata webbii
Lineage: Eukaryota; Metazoa; Chordata; Lepidosauria; Squamata; Anguidae
Gene: CEP85
Product: centrosomal protein 85
Exons: 14
Coding region: 254-2386 (710 amino acids)
Cellular component (GO): centrosome
Source: RefSeq, a predicted model, not a curated record
ACAGUGGGGCUGGUUUGUUUCGCCUCCGCGUCCCCUCAAGCGGCGGGACUGUCGCCCGCGGACCCCUCAUUUGUGCUCCGGAGGCUUGGCAAACCAGGAUCCCAAACAAAAGAUUCACUGUGGCUCCCAGACCAGCACUGACCCCUUUAUUUGCAUUUUAGACCUAUUUAAGAACACAAAGCAAUAGUCCAAUAAAGAUUACAAGAGUAGUUCUUCGUUCUGAAGUUCCAGGCAUUCUGGUCAUAGAUCAAGUAUGGCUGCCUAUGAGGGCACAAUAAUUGGGACCUCGUCAAACAGUACAGAUGCAUUCUGCAGUUCCAGUGACGGUUCUUCAUUUCAACCCAUCAAAACCCAAGUAGCCAUCCCUACAGCUCAUGUUAUGCCUUCCAUGCUGGAUAGAUCUCCUUGCUCAGUGGGGAAAUCAAGCACACCUCGGACCACCCUGGCUUCCUCCCUGCCAAUCUCUUCAGGUGACACAGAAGGGAUGAUGUUUAGCCAUGAUCCUGAAUCUCUGAGACACUCUCAAGUGUUCCACAGGAGCCCUCCUCAUCUGUAUCAGACUUCAGUGGAAAAUGGUUGUGAUCAAUCAGUGUUCCUUACUUCUGAUCAAACAAGUGUGGAGCAUGCUCAGAAACCCGUCAGGCUGGCUGCUGAACUCACGUUUAACCAAUCUGCUUUUCUAGAUAGGCAGUCCACUGGUCCUUGGUCCCAGCUCCAAAUGUGCACUCCAGAUAUCGGUGCUGCUGCCCUAGAAAAAGAACCAUGCAAAGUGUUGCUAGAUGCUAAACCAACAACAGAGGCCAAUAGAGUCUGUGAAAAGUUUAGUCCUGCUAGUAUGUAUUCCAGCCCCACAGGUGCUCAGUCUCAGAUGUGGAAGCAGGAAGCUUGCACUCUACAUCCGCAGGAGAAUUGUGCACUCAGUGCCUGGAAACAACACUUGGAUCGUGUUCGGCUACAACUGGAGCAGAUGCAGCUGCAAAAUAAAACCGCUUGCUACCAUCCCUUUGUGAACAACACUUUACUGCACACUCUUGAUCCAGGCCAAUGGGUUGGUAUCGUGAAUGCAAAUGAGAACCUGCUCAGAGAGAAAGAAAUUCUCAUUGACAGGCAGAGACAGCACAUUUCCCAGCUGGAGCAGAAAGUACGAGAAAGUGAGCUGCAAGUCCACAGUGCCCUUUUUGGCCAUCCUACUCCUUAUGGAGACAUGUGCCUGCUCAGAAUGCAGGAAUUGCAGCGUGAGAACAUAUUCUUACGGGCUCAGUUUACUGAAAAAACAGAGUUGCUCACUAAAGAAAAGAUUGAAUUGGAGAGGAAACUGGCUGCUGCAGAAGCGGGUGUGAAACAGGUCCAGGAGGCUCACAAGGAGACAAAUCAGAAGCAUACAGUGGAGCUGAAGAAGCAAGAAGAAAGGGUAAAGGCAAGAGACAAGCACAUUGAGCAUCUGAAAAAGAAAUGCCAAAAAGAAUCUGAGCAGAAUCGUGAGAAACAGCAAAGAAUUGAGACUCUGGAGCGCUAUGUUGCUGACCUCCCAAUGUUAGAAGACCAUCGGAAACAAAAUCAGCAGUUAAAGGAUUCUCAGCAGGCAACUACAGCUUUGCACGAAACAGUGACUGUUCUUGAGAGGGAACUUGGAGAUGUCCGUGCCAAUUGCAGAGAGAAGGAGCUGCAGCUGGAAAUGCAGAAACACAAAGAAGUGGAACUGCUUUCUACUGUACGCAGUUUGCAAGACAAGGUGCAGUGUGGGAAGACGUCCGCAUCAGAAGACUAUGCCCAAGUCAUAGAGAGAGAGAAACGAGAAAAGGAUUCUAUGCAGAAGGAACGUGAUCUCCUCAGAAAGAUUGUGGAUAAUCAGAAAAAGAAAAUAGAUCAGUUAUCUUCACAAGUAAAGGAUCUGAAGGAACAAAUAGCUCAGGAGGAGGGCACAGGCCAAGCUCUGAAAGCAGAAGCAUUGAGACAGGAGAGUGCCCUGCAGCAGCUGCGUGUAGCUGUGAAAGAGCUAUCUGCACAGAAUCAGGAACUGAUGGAGAAAAGCCUGACUCUUCAGGAGCACCUCCGACAGAUAGAGCCAGCUCAGCUACUGUCUGAUGAGACGGCCCGCCUUACCCAAGAGCUGCAUAAUGAGUUGGCCAGCUGCCUGCAGGACUUGCAGUCUGUCUAUAGUGUUGUAACCCAAAGGGCUCAAGGAAAGGAUCCCAACUUGUCUUUACUGUUGGGGAUUCACACUGUGCAUUGCUCAGUUAAAGAAAAGGAAGACUUGCUGAGACCAGACAUGCUAGCAAAGAAGUUGGACAAUGUGAAACAGCUGCACAAAGAGAUUGAGGAUUUGCGGACUGCUAUUUCUGAUAGAUAUGCACAGGAUAUGGGUGAUAACUGCAUCACGCAGUGAAGACAAAGACGGAACCUGAGGACUAAGAUUCCAUAUCGAUGAGAGCUGCUAUGGGCUGGGGUUUUCAGAAAUUCCUUAAUAUAUUAUCUUCUGUGGUGGUGCCAGGUGGAGCCUUUUCCCAUAAUGGAAUAAUUGUUUCUCUGGCCAGGAAGCAUCUUGGAGGGAAAUGUUUGCUUGGCACGCACUUCCCUUUUAUUUGCUAGAUCUGAGCAAGCUACUAAAUAGUUGGCCCUUCUGGACAUGGGUCUUAAAAACUGACAUAUGUGUAGUUUUAGGGCUACUUCCUGCUGGUUGUUGCAUUCUAGGAGCUAUAGAUUUUCUUCAGCCAAGUGUCUGCAAUCAUGUGGGGAAAUGUGUGAGCAGAGCAGUACGUGGUUACAGCCAGCAGUCAUUUCUGUAAUUUACAGCAGCACUUUUUCCAGACACUGCAAUCAUGGAAAUUAUUGUGACAGUUUGAGCAAGAAGAUACAUGUGCAAUUGUGGGCAUGUGCAUAGCUGAGGCGGGGCUAUAGUAGCACGAGUGGGAAAGAACGGAAUUGGAUUGGGUAAAGAUGUUCCAAAGUAAGUGUGAACGACGACGAAAGGUCUGUGUUGGCAGCACUCUGUAAUGGAGAGGUUUGAUCUGAAAUUCUUUUUGAGUUCUCUGAAGUGUUCUUUCUGGUUCCUUUCUGAACCGGAAGCAAGAAUGUUAUACUGAAGUUUUCAAAGGUCCACAAAAAGCCUUUCUAUCUUUGUAAGCCUGUGACGGUUCUCCACAUGUCUAAUUGCAGUGGUGGGGGGUGGGGGUGGGGGUGGUAAAGGAUAUGACCUGCACUAGUGAAAUGGAUGUUUCCAGUGUCAGUGCACCCAUAAGGACUAUAUCAGCCUUCCCCAACCUGCACCCUCCAGAUGUUUUGGACUAUGAAUUGCAGCAUUCUUGACCAUUGACCAUGCUGGCUGGGGUUGAUGGGAUUUGAAGUCUAUAACAUCUGGAGGACACCUGAUUGGGGAAGGGUGGGUUGAAUGUUCCCCUGCAGAUGCACUUUGUAAACAAGCCUUCCCUAACCUGGUGCUCUCUAGAUGUCAUGGGCUUCAAAUCCUAUCAGCCCCAGCCAGUAUGGCCAAUGGUCAGAAAUCCUGAAAGUUUCAGCCCAAAACUUCUGCAGGGCACCAAGUUGGGGGAGACUGUUUUACACUAUAUUUUUGUAAUGUUUUUUUUUUUUUUACCAAGUACUAGUUUGACAUUCUAAAUUGUGUGGAUUUUCACACUGAAACGCCUUAAUUCUUUCUAGAAAUAAAGUCUGAAAGAUCAUCUGCAUUCUUAUAGGUGUGUGCCUGCACUGCAGCACUUGAUCGAUGCUUCAUGAUUACCCCCAACUCCUUGAGUAGCUUAUGACACUCUCUAUUCUUCAUGUGGAUCUGAUUCAUUGAUUUCCAUGAAACAGUGAGAUAAUAGAAGUUCAGUGGUUAGUCAUUAAGACUUAGGGCACUAUGUAUUGAGAUAGGGGUGGGGGGAAGUCCUACAACUCUCAGCAUUCUCCAGCCAAUGUGGCUGAUUGGGGAAUGCUGGGAGUUGUAGGCCUCUUUUCUGUCUAGACCUGCGUAGAAUUACAGCCUAAGUGGAUCUAUGCAUCCUUUCCCACGAGUUAUAGAAUGUAGAUGGGGGAUGAGUUCUUGAACGUUCCACCUGUAUUCAAAACAAAAUCUCUCCAUCUUUAACAUUAGGACCUUGACAAGAAAGCUUUUCAAGGCCUCUUUCUUUGAUGUACCAACUUUCUAUAAAUAGGAGGUUCUAGUAUGAUACAAAUUUGAAUCAGGUAGUUCUUCACUCCCAUACAGUUAUGUCAAUAUGGCAAUGUGUGAACAUAACUUUAGGUAUAUGAAUACACAUGCAAUUACCAACUCAAGCAGUUUACUGUAAAUUGACAAUGAGCAUUUGUUACCUGCAUCGCUCCAUCCUGCCACUCCUUUCUCCCCACAUGGAUGAAAUUGCAAAACUCCUUUCAAAAAUCUGUGUCUCAACAUGCAUUUGUAUGUAUCUGAAUAACAUCCCAGCAGCAAUACCUUGUUAUGAAUAUUUUGUUAAAGUACUUCCCACUUGAAUACCUUUCGUCUGAUCUAUAGUCUUGAACAUGAAAAACUCCUGAAUAACUUAGUUUAAGGAAAGAAAUUAGAAUGAGCUAAACCGAAGAAACUUGGUAGGUAGUUUCCGUUUAGGUGUGCAAUGUGUUGGUGUCCUUUCAGCCUUCGAUGCAGAAAGGCAAGUGACCAUGCACUGAACCUGCAGAAAGUUGUGGGGGACAGGACACAAGCAGCCUCAAAGGCUAAAAUCUGUUUCCAGAACAGACGAUGCGGAAACGGAACUUUUCUUGGCAAGUUAGUGACUAAUUUCCGGAUGGAAUCAUCUUAAGCACGUGGGGGGGGGGGGGGAGGAAUGCAAUUAGAGGCACAGCUGUACUAUCAUUGUAGGGCUUAGUGUUGGAAGUGCUAAAUCAACCCUUCCCUCCCGAGCACCUGGUAUGAGCAUGAGAGGAUGGUCUCAAAUGGGAAUAUCCAACUUCCAUAUUCUGGUAUUCACCAAGGAAGAUGGCUUGCUGAAUUCAGCCUAUUGCCCAAAAGUACCUUAUCCAAGAGUGCCGCAUUUCUGAAAGUUUAAUAGAAAUGUGGCAUUUGUGUAACUUUCUUCCCUUCGAGAGCUUCUUCUCUCCUCAGGCGCUGUUUACAAAAUUCACCCUACUUCUUUAGGAAAGCCUCAACUUUAUGACUCCAGGCAAGUGGAGGGAGUAGUUACUUUGUUCUCAUGGCAUUUGGCAGAACUUGUUUGCUAAUGGAAGACAUGCAUGUCUCUGCACCGGGGGGGACACCAAAUCUCAGGCCUAUAAUUUUAAUAUCUGAGUCAUUCAUUUUGUCUUUGCUUGUACCCAAAGAGAACUUGUUCUGCCUGAGUAUUUGUUACUUAGUAUUUUUGGUUAUAAAAUAAAGUGGGUUUUCUUCUUUUGAAAAA